Messenger RNA from Lepidothrix coronata (blue-crowned manakin), 710 nucleotides. RefSeq names its product heterogeneous nuclear ribonucleoprotein U-like protein 2. Lineage: Eukaryota; Metazoa; Chordata; Aves; Passeriformes; Pipridae. The annotation marks the transcript as partial. The transcript has 5 exons. The record is from RefSeq and is a predicted model, not a curated record. Gene Ontology annotation, cellular component: membrane.
CAGGUGCUGCUCAUGGUGGGGCUGCCGGGCUCCGGGAAGACCCAGUGGGCUCAGAAACAUUCCCAGGAAAACCGGGAGAAGCGCUACAACAUCCUGGGAACAGAGGCCGUCCUGCACCAGCUGCGGACGAGGGGUCCGGACGUGGAAGAGCUGGAUGCCAAGAGCAGAGACCUGCUGACUCAGCAGGCAGCCCAGUGCCUUAGCAAGCUGGUCCAGAUCGCUCCCCGCUCCAAGCGGAACUUCAUCCUCGACCAGUGCAACGUGUACAACUCGGGGCAGCGCCGGAAGCUCUUGGCCUUCAAGGGCUUCUCCAGGAAAGUCGUGGUGAUCGUCCCGACGGAGGAGGACUGGAAAAAGCGGCUGGAGCUGCGGAAGGAGGCGGAAGGGGAGGACGUGCCCGAGUCGGUGAUGCUGGAAAUGAAAGCGAACUAUUCCCUGCCGGAAAAGAACGAUUACCUGGACGAGGUGGUUUACGGGGAGCUGGGCAAGGAGGAGGCGCAGCCCUUGGUGUCCCGGUACAAGGAGGAGGCCCGGAAGCUGCUCCCGCCCUCCGAGAAACGGGCGAACCGGCGCAACAACCGCAACAAGCGCAACCGGCAGAACCGCAACCGCGGCCAGGGAUACGUCGGGGGCCAGCGCCGGGGCUACGACAACCGCGUGUACGGGCAGCAGCAGUACUGGGGGCAGCCCGGCAACCGCGGGGUGAGCGA